Molecule: messenger RNA, 821 nt
Organism: Myodes glareolus (Bank vole)
Lineage: Eukaryota; Metazoa; Chordata; Mammalia; Rodentia; Cricetidae
Source: RefSeq, a predicted model, not a curated record
GCCUGAGCUUUGAAUAAAUUCCGCCAGACUGGUCGCCGGAAACUGGGCUUCUACUUCCGGGUCGGGGCCAUGGCGGUGGCAAAUUCAAGUCCGGUCAAUCCGGUGGUCUUCUUUGAUGUCAGCAUUGGCGGCCAGGAAGUUGGUCGCAUGAAGAUCGAGCUGUUUGCAGACGUGGUGCCUAAGACGGCGGAGAACUUUAGGCAAUUCUGCACUGGAGAGUUCAGGAAAGAUGGUGUUCCGAUCGGAUACAAAGGAAGCACCUUCCAUAGGGUCAUAAAGGAUUUCAUGAUUCAGGGUGGAGAUUUUGUUAAUGGAGAUGGUACUGGAGUUGCUAGCAUUUAUCGCGGUCCAUUUGCAGAUGAAAAUUUUAAACUUAGACACUCGGCUCCAGGCCUGCUUUCCAUGGCAAACAGUGGUCCCAGUACAAACGGCUGCCAGUUCUUUAUCACAUGUUCUAAGUGUGAUUGGCUGGAUGGGAAGCACGUGGUGUUUGGAAAAAUUAUUGAUGGACUUCUGGUGAUGAGAAAAAUCGAGAAUGUUCCCACGGGCCCUAACAAUAAGCCCAAACUGCCAGUGGUAAUCUCCCAGUGUGGGGAAAUGUAAUCUAGACCAAGACUGAACUAGGUAACAAUGGAGGUUAAAGGACAACUUUUUAAAGUCUGUUCUCUUCUACCCUGUGGUCCCUGGGAUCAUACUGAGACUCAGCAGCAAGGAUCUUAACCCUCUGGGUCAUCUCACUGGCCUGGAGUCUUGUUUGUUUAAAUAUUUAUUAUGUAAAUGGUGUUCUGCCUACAUAUGUCCCUGCAGGCCAGAAGAGGGAA